GCAGGGACUGACUCGGGAGGGAAGGAGAACACGCCCCUCGGCCCCAGAAGUGCAACUUCAUUUAGCAGCUCCCAGUACGAGGAAACUGCAAGUCUGAAACCGGCUGCGGCUCCCCCGCUCGACUUGGCCGCUCGCCACGCUGGGCUCACACGCCAGGACGGUGUAAGCCGGCCCCGGUCCCUUCCUCGGCGGCAGGGCCGCGGAACUUCGGCAUCGGAGCAGCGGCGAGAGCCGGGGUGGCCAAGCUGCUGCCUUGCUGUGUGUGAAGCUUCUUUGAAGUCAUGUCCAGGAGGAAAGUCAACUAAGUCAGCGUUUGGCCGGCCCAUAGAGAUGCAAUGGAGGUAGAGUCCAGCACCUACAGCGACUUCAUCAGCUGUGACCGGGCUGGGCGCAGGAACGCUGUCCACGACAUCCAACGGGAUGCAACCACCAUCAGCAUGCGCAAGCUGACUGAUGACCUGGCUGACCUCGCUGUCAAAGGAGCAGAAAGCCAAAGAGAUGCCACUUCUUCUGAGAGCAAUCCUGGAGCUCCAAAGGGGCAAGAGAACAGUCCCUCCCCAUGACAGCACCCAGGGUGGGAUGGGCAGGAGGAGGGCCUUGCUGUGAACAUCCAACAGGAAUUUGCUAUUGAAUCUGCAGACAAAAGCCAACCUGGAACAGCAAGUUAUCUGUCAAAUGCCUCUGCAGCAACUCUUUUUGUUUAGAGAGCCACAAGGACUGGCACCUCUAAAAGACUUCUGCUCCCAUCCCUAACGAUUUAGAGCUACACUGCCAUGGUUGUAGUGACAUGAGCCAUUCUCCAGAUGCCUUAGCUGCGACUUUCCCCCGGGGGAAAAACCAGUAUCAGUAAUAAUAGACACAUCAGACUUUCCUGUCCAAGGUACCUUCCUCCUUUGCAAAUUUAGACUUAUUAUUUAUUCUGUUUCCAUAGAUUAGAAAUGUAGGUUAUUGUUUUUUCUAGGCCUCACCCUCAUCUGCAUCUUAGACCUGUCCUCUGGACUCUCCAGGGUUCAGAGUGGGCAGUGGGUAAGGGACCUGGCCAGUCCUGCUGCCCUCAAGCACCACUCACCUGUGCUGCUUCAGCUUAGCAUCAGGAAAGGACCAAAGCACAGCUCUGUGUGGCUGAGCUCCACCUACAGACUCAGCAGUACCAGCCACAGGCAUCUUUUUCUUCGGGUUUUGGCCUUUUAAGAUAUUGUUAAGGGGAGAGGAGAAACAUUUUGCUUGUUUGACUGUUGAAAUUCAGGCUUAACUUUGCAAGCUGUUAGCUGAGAUGAUCUCUGGUAGGAUCUCACACCAUUCUCUCUUUUAGGAGACAUGUUUUGUGUUCAAGAUGGUUUGAUAAAACUAUAAAAGAUGUUGGAAUAAAUAACAGCCUUCAAGUACUGAAGGUGGGUUUUUUU
Messenger RNA from Colius striatus (speckled mousebird), 1403 nucleotides. It is a transcript of the gene PKIG, whose product is annotated as cAMP-dependent protein kinase inhibitor gamma. NCBI's taxonomy places the organism in Eukaryota, Metazoa, Chordata, Aves, Coliiformes, Coliidae. The record is from RefSeq and is a predicted model, not a curated record. The transcript is spliced from 4 exons. Gene Ontology annotation, molecular function: cAMP-dependent protein kinase inhibitor activity. Bases 336 to 563 code for a protein of 75 amino acids. Gene Ontology annotation, biological process: negative regulation of cAMP-dependent protein kinase activity. Gene Ontology annotation, cellular component: nucleus; cytoplasm.